AAUUUUUUGUCUCCGGAAAGAAUUUUCUUUUCGAAAUUCAUUAAAAAUAAGCAAUUUUUUUAAAUUAAAAAUCAUGAGUUUAAAUCGGCGUCGCAAUAUAUUUACUAUAGGCAAUAGUCAAUAUUCAGAUCCGCGUUUUCAAAUUAAGCGCCAGACUAAGGAUUUGUUUGAACGUGACCCUUUCAAAAUACAAUCAUAUAAUUUUCACUAUGCUGAGCGCCCAGCUUUUCCUGUACAAAACCUUGUAAGUCGUCCAAUUCCUACAAGUAGAGCUGAGAGUUCCUUCCAAACAUUUUUCAUGAAUUACAAAUUCACACCGUCGACGCAAGAAAGAGAGAAUGAUAGAAAUAAAUUUCACGAGUGUAGGCGUCGUAAGUACUUGCAGGAAUCUAAGGUAAACAUAAAUUGUCCAUUGCACGGAACUAGUAGUAGAGUUUUAAACAAUGGUCUUACUGAAUCAAGUAUCCACAAUAGGAGUUAUCAAGCAAUGGGAAGUCGUAAUGAUAUUAACUAUUUACAAAGUUCAACACGUUUAGGCAGCAAUCAGCAAUCAAACAGCAGAAGAAAUAAUUACAGUUCCACGGUAAAUUCCGUGCCAACAACGUCGCCAUAUUUACGUAGUGUAUGCAAUCGCGACUAUUUACGUAGUCCUUCCCAAACAAAUACGGGAGCAAAUGCAAUAUACGAUCGCAGUGCCCGGAGUCGACAUAAUAUAAAUCAACAUGAACGCUUGGCAACUUCUACCUCAAAUGUAAGAGCUACUACAUCUGGAUAUCCAUUUUCAAGUAUAUCCCCGAAUAGGAGUCGCCGAUCCUUAUAUGAGAGACGUUUCCCUGAUGAUUUAGGGUUAAGUAAUAUAGGGGUUUCUAGAUCAAAGUCUGUUAGUGGUAAUUUGCAACCGUCUGCGGAUAUGGCUUCAACCAUAAGUGAACGAAAUCAAUGUUUGCAUCCACCGUUGAAUCAAACGAAUGAUACGCCAACACGUUCUGGUUGUCAAAUCAAUAUAAAUAUCAAAAACUUAGACAACGAUACAGAUGGUGAACAUUUUACAAUUAAUAUAGAGACAAAUGACGACUGUGACUUUGACGAGAAUAUUGACAGAAAUAACAAUAUGAAUAGCACCACAAGUAACAGAACUAAUACACUUAAUACACUUCAAGAAGAUAAUAUUGUGCAUACAUAUAAUAAUCCGACAACAAUUGUGACAACACCAUAUUCCACAGAUAGUAUGGUCAUUAAUCAGCGUGCUUCCAAUUAUUCCAUACCAGCACGUGUACCAAGUAAUGAAUACCUGCAUGCAGCUUUGAUCAAACCAAUAGCACCAAAUUUUGAUCAAGAUCCACCAAAAUAUUCCGAGAUACGCCCUUUACCAGCCGAUCUCAAGAAAUUCAUAUCGAAAGAGCGCUUACCUGCACUUAUACCAGUAAAAGUGAAUGAUUGUCGCACAUGCUUUUUAGAAGAGGAGGCCACAAGUCCAAGGCCUCAACACAAACCGAUCAUUAAGCGUACGGCAACAGCAAAUGGCAGUGCGCCGCCUAAGCGUAAGCCAAAGACAUUAUUGGAAACCCUUAAUGUGCCUAGAAAAUCAUGUUUAAAGCAGACAACAGUAAACAAAACAUCCGAAGACAGCAGAAUGAAAACAAUAUCGAAACCUGUGCCAGUAAAUAGAAGAACAUCGCAGCAUCAAUCCUUACGUUACAAUUAUGAGAAUCCAAGCGUAAGCACAAAUUGUCCAAAAAGGACACAAUCCCAAGGGUGCUCAUUUCGACGCACCACUUCUCCAUUGAUUAUACGUAGCAAUUGUGAGCUAUCUAAUUCUCCAGUUAAUGUUAAUAUCAAUGUGUACACUGAUAAACUUAAACUACUGAGAGUUUGAAAAGGUUCUUAAAUUCUUGAAUUAAAGUCAAUGAAGAGAGAGAGAGAAAAGAGGAAACCAAAGAGAUCAUUAAAAUAGAAUUUGUUAGAUAAUUUUAAAGAGUUUUUUUUAUUAAAUUAUGAGUUAAACAAACUCUUCAAUAUUAUCUUGCAAAUUUUUUUUUAAUGGCUAUGUGUGCUAUAGCCAUGUGCUAUGGUGACUGGGAAUGCAUGCUAAGGCUAAAAAAUAGAGCUGCUGGAUACUUACUAACUCUUUUACUCUAAGCCCGGUUUAUAUUGUUUUUCUGUUUAAAAUCUACCAUAAAUUGCAUUUUUAUCAAUAAUCCCUGUUUCAUAUAUUUGGAAA
Messenger RNA from Teleopsis dalmanni, 2221 nucleotides. Its product is annotated as hybrid signal transduction histidine kinase A. NCBI's taxonomy places the organism in Eukaryota, Metazoa, Arthropoda, Insecta, Diptera, Diopsidae. The transcript has 2 exons. The coding region runs from base 74 to 1876 and encodes 600 amino acids. The record is from RefSeq and is a predicted model, not a curated record.